Molecule: messenger RNA, 930 nt
Organism: Melitaea cinxia (Glanville fritillary)
Lineage: Eukaryota; Metazoa; Arthropoda; Insecta; Lepidoptera; Nymphalidae
Product: trypsin-7-like
Exons: 7
Coding region: 1-930 (309 amino acids)
Biological process (GO): proteolysis
Molecular function (GO): serine-type endopeptidase activity
Source: RefSeq, a predicted model, not a curated record
AUGUGGAAGUGCUUUCUUUUCGUUGUGUUUGCAGCUUUAACUUUCACUUACACACAGGGAGAAUCUUUGCGAGAAAAACGAGGAGUUUUCGCGAAGAAUUUCUUCGGAGGUGUUUGGGGGAACCGACCACCUCUGCUUGAAGCUAAUCAGCCGAGAACAACAUGCACAUGCAAAUGCGGUGAAAGAAACGAAGUGUCGCGAAUAGUUGGAGGGGCUGAAGCCGGAAUAAAUGAGUUCCCCUGGAUGGCUAAAUUAUCUUAUUUCAAGAGAUUUUACUGCGGAGGGAUGGCCAUCAAUGACAGAUACGUCUUAACAGCCGCGCAUUGCGUUAAAGGCUUUAUGUGGUUCAUGAUAAAGGUCACAUUCGGCGAACACAACCGGUGUAAUGUAACCCAGAGACCUGAGACUCGCUUCGUCAUCCGAGCUAUUGCAAAUAAGUUCACUCUAACAAAUUUUGAUAAUGACAUCGCCUUGCUACGCCUCAAUGAGAGAAUUCCUAUGUCAGGAUCAAUCAAGCCGAUAUGCUUGCCUACAGAUAGCUCCGAAUUGUACGUUGGAGUGAAAGCCGUUGCGUCAGGUUGGGGGACUCUGACGGAAGAAGGCAAGGUAUCCUGCUUAUUGCAAGAGGUAGAAGUACCAGUUAUGAGUAAUCAGGAGUGCAAGAAUACAAAGUAUACUUCCAGUAUGAUUACAAACAACAUGUUGUGCGCUGGUUACCCUAAAUCGGGGCAGAAGGAUUCUUGCCAGGGUGACAGCGGCGGGCCGCUCAUAGCCGAGAGAAAGCAAGACAAGCGGUACGAGUUAAUAGGAGUUGUCUCUUGGGGUAACGGUUGCGCUAGAGUUGGCUACCCCGGGGUCUACACGAGGGUAACGAAUUAUUUAGACUGGAUUCGAGAAAAUACACAAGACGCCUGCUAUUGUAAUGAAUGA